GGCUGGUGGCUGAGCCGCUUUCUCUUGGACAUUCUUCAGACCUAUCCCCUUCUCCCCCGCCUCCGGCGGCAUGGAGGCACGGGGGCAGCCAUCCAGCAGCAAUCUUAGAUGUUUCCCAGUAUAAAAGUUUGUUCCGCAUUGUCUCCCUUUCCUUGGCCAGUCCCCUUCCCCGCCGGUUGGCUCCGAGGGUGAGGUCCUCCCGGAUUUGUUCGCCUGAGGUGGGAUUCAAUGUCGUUUUUCUCUUUCUGCGAGUAGGGAUUCAAUGUCUUUGACGCUGAGACCCGCCGAGUGUGCGGCCCUCCAUGUCGCCGCCGUUGAGGACCGGGGAGGCCAGACGGCGUCCAUCACUCCAGUGGCCAGCCGUUCCCAUUGCAGAGGGCCAAGUGGGUCGCUGUUGUCCACGCCGCUGCCGACAGAUCCGGGCUUGUCCGGCUAGGAAGGUCAGCGGCUCAGCGCCGACGCUCGGCCCCCACGUUUCCGUGAAAGCUGCAGCUAGGCAUGCCUAGGUUUGGUCUAUAAAAGCUGUGCCAAGGAGCUCUCUCCCGCGCCAUUCGCCCAUUCCUUGUGGUGUAAAUCUCCUCCAACACUCACAGAGUUAUCACAGCAAAUGUCUUCUCCGGGUACUCAGGCUAUAUGAUAGCACUACAUCUCAGUCGCAUCCGACGAGUAUAGAGAUGACGAAGUUCAGUCAGGGUAGCGGCGUCGUUGAAAAAUUGAAGGAGGAUACCCCAGCGAGUGUCCACGGUGAUCCAGCUUCCAAGUUGGCCGGAGAUGGUUUACCGUUGUCAAGCAACAUAGCAUCUAAGCAGAGGGAUCUUGCUAUUUCACACGCAUUAGAUGAGCUGUAUAAACACACUAUGUCCUUGGUUCAUCCCACAUUAGAAAGGGCAGAGUGUGUGUCAUGUCGCGGUCCACCACCAAUUAGUUUAAAACUCAAAACCAUCAAGGAUGCAGUGAAAGAAAAAGGAAGGAUGGAUACUGAUAGCUUAAACUUUGCUAUUCGAAAGAUGGCAAGAGAGAAAUCAAGUGAUGGAGAUCUGAAAAAUUCUGAACCUUCGUGCUGCAAACACUACUUCAGUACGGACUUUGCAAGGGGUGCCAUUGAGUGCAAACUAGACGAUGAUAGUAAUAUUCAGCUGGACUCUUUUUUCGAUAAGGACUUUGUGGGUGUGUGCGAUGCUUUGAAAGGUUCCAAUAUUGAAGUGUUAUGUGUUCCAGUCAUUUAUGGAGAUCAUUGGACGAUGUAUGCUUUCAACAUGAAUGAUCGCAAGCUAAGUAUUUUGGAUUCACUACCAUGUUCCCUUGAUUCUGGUUCAAAAGAAAUAUAUUAUCGUCAUGAAUGCAUUCCGUUGAAGAUCUACAAAGCUCUUGUGAGGGCCAAUGACAAGUUUAAAAUGUUCUAUAACAUGUCUGAUUUUAAAGUUUGGAAAGUUGAUUAUCCUCCCCGAGUACCUCAACAAGAAAACGGCUCCAACGACUGUGGGUUCUUCGUAUUCAAGUUCAUGCGUCAUUGGAAUGGAAAUGAACUUGUUGGAUCAAUUUCCAGUGAAACAAUGGAGUUGCGGAAGGAAUUCCUAGCAUACAUACUCUCUUUCGACAUAGACGAAGCACAUGGGCUACCUGAUAGUCUAGAUCGGCUGAUGAAAAAACUUCCUUCAGAAGCAUCAGUUGCAGUCAUUCCAUCGACCACCAGGGCUAUUGAUAAUGCGAUGCCACCCUUAUCUGUGGUUGCUCCGGGAACAAAGAUUCUAGUAGAGCCAUGCAAGAUGUUAAUAUCUCCUUUCUUGAUUAAAAGGCAGUCUUUCGGUAGACCAGACGCCAAAAUACUCGAGGAUUUGUAUCAGUACACUAUCAAUAAUGCUUUGCCUAUGUGGCAGUGGACUGGAGAUAUUCUGCAAUUAAUGAAGCGUGGAGAAAUGAUGGACACCAUAUGCCUAAAUUUGGCUGUUAGCAACAUGAUGAGAAAGGAUGCCCAUGAAUUAUUGAAUACUAAGUGUCUGGGUUGGAGGCACUAUGUUGAUUCAGACUGGGCGGUAAAAUCACUGAAUGGCUAUUCCAAUCCCAUGGUUCUGAAAAAAACAUUUUAUCGUGGAUCAGUUCUGUAUAAUGCUUCACGGUCACAUAUGGUAUUCAUCCCAGUCGCCAUUCCUGGUGACCAUUGGACUUUGUACGCUUUCAACAUGUGCGACCAAAAGCUCAGUAUUCUAGAUUCUCAACCAGAUACUACCAAAGGUGUUGAUCCUGCUGAGCGCCACCAGAAAAUUAGAUGUGAUGUCUGCGAUGCACUUACCAUAACAAUGGACUUUGCAAUUGACUUUCGAAGCUGGGAAUAUGGGUUCCCCAAAUUACCUAGACAACAGAACAGUUAUGAUAGUGGAUUUUUCGUAUUCAAUUUCAUGCGCUUGUGGGACGGUCAUCGACUCGCUCGAUGGUUUCCAACUGAAUCAAGGGAGUUGCGGAAGGAUUUUCUGGCAUACAUACUCUCGUGCAAGGAUAACAUUGUACAUCUGCCUGAAGAAGUUUCUUCAAAAAUUAAAGAUCUUCCUGGGAAGGUGAUGGAUUCCAAAUUGCAGGAGUUUGUUGUGGCAGGUGCUACACUUACUGCCGAAAAUGAUUUGGCAAUCAGCAUUUGCCCAGCGUUAGUGCCUUCUGCUGAAAGCUCCAAUGAGUAUAUUUGUUAUUUUAAUUCGCACUGGAAUCCAAGUAGAGAAGCGCCUGCGACAUCUCGUGCAGCUGAUUCUCCAUUAACAUCCUCCGAGUUUCUCAGUAGAUGUUAUCGAGUCACCUCUGAUGGGGACGGGGUUCUCCACAUUGCUGCAUGGCAUGGAAAUGUGAAACUAGUGGUUGACAUCUGGAAGAACCAUGGAGCCCUCUCAAGAGUGCUCUUAUCAGCAGUGAACAACAGAGGAGAUACAACACUGCAUUAUGCGGCACACAGAGGGCAUGAUGAUAUGGUCAAACUUUUAUUCGGUAUAAUGAGUGACAUGGGUAUUGCCAAGUUUCAGAGGGCCCAAAAUCUCAAAGGAGACACGUGCUUACACGAGGCAGUGCGCCAUGGACAUGCAAAGGUUGUAGAGAUACUGAUUUCAGAGGACGAAAAUGUUCAGGGCUUAGAAAGCCCCUCACUGGUGCAGAUAGUGGACAAUGAUGGUAUAUCUCCACUCUACUUGGCUACCACUUUACGAAGGAUUGAUAUUGUCCGGGCCCUCACACAAAGGCCAUACAAGUAUGUGGCAUCCUUUGCAGGGCCUGCAGGGAAAACAGCAUUGCAUGCUGCCAUUGUUCUCCUAGACAAAGAGCUGAUUGAGAUUCUGCUGGAGUGGAAUGCUGGUCUUGCAUCGCAAGGAGAUGAAUCCGGGAGCACCCCUCUGCAUUUUUUGGCAUCACUCUCCUUGGAACGCAGGGAACCCAUUAUAAAUCUGCAAUUAGUAUGUGUGAUUCUGCUAGUACUUUCUGCGGUACUCUUUGUGCGUCUGCCAUUAUCCUUUGCGAUUCCGCCAUUAUUCGUUCUGAUUGUGUCACCUCGCUGUUACUUUCAAUUGUUUCGUAAAGACCCGGGUAUCGUAGAACUCAUUAUGAAAAAGGACCCACUUGCUCCCUUGUACACAGAUUCUAUGGGAUCACUUCCUCUACACGUCGCGGCUGCACACGGGAGAGUCAUUAUAUUGCACAAGCUGCUUAUACAAUGCCCUCAUAGUGUCCUCUCACUCAAUGCUUCUGGCCAGAAUUUUAUUCAUGUUGCAGUUGAGAAGGAAAAGCUCGGGAUAGUACGUUAUGCUUGCCAAGACAUUUCUUUCCCUCGUUUAGGAUUGCCAAGAAGAUUGCUGCCUUUGCUUCGAAGGAAAAAGUUCGACACCCAAAUUCUGAACGCCCAGGAUCAGGAUGGAAAUACAGCCCUUCAUCUGGCCGUAAAUAAUGCAAGUGAGGAUAUCUUCUACAGUUUAAUGGCGAACAUGCGUGUUCUCCUCAAUUUGGCGAACAAGGAGGGUUACACGCCCCUCGAUUUGGCUUUCUUGAGCCGUCACCUGGAAGUGAGCUCCAAGGGGUCUAAGGAAUGGAUAUUUUUCCUCCUGUUACAUGGCGGUGGCGAUUUUGGUAUCUUUAAUUGGGACCAUCUUACCAGAAAUGUGGUUAAACCAGACUGGGAGAAGGAAUCAAAGAAAGUGGGCAAGUCAGCAUCCAUGCUGACCGUGUGCGCGGUGCUCAUUCUCAAUGCAGCACUCCUGGCGCCCUUUAAUGUACUCAGCCACAAGGACAAACUGGAUUUAAAUGGAUUUCUGUUCCAAAUCUUUGUGACGAUCGACACCGCCACAUUUGUUUGCUCUGCAGCGGCCACAUUUUUCUGUGUGCGUGCUGGUUUUGCCAUGUCGGAUGGCUCUACACGCCUGAAAAACCUGGUUAGUGGAAAGUUUUUCCUGGGUAUUGCGGCCCUGUCUGUGAUGUGUACCGUGGCUCUAGCACUCUUCCUGGUGAUACCCAGGGGAACUGCGUAUUAUGCCAUUUCUGCUGCAGGUGCCAGUAUUCUAGCCUACACUUACAUCAGCACCCUUGCAUCCAAGGCCAUUCGUUGUGCACCAGCUAUGCUGUCUAGAGUUGGUGUUUCAAGACUGGCCUCAAUCAUGCUGUUUCAACGCAGUACAAUAAAGCCACCGUGGAUGGUUCCUUCAGCGUCGACUGGUUUGUUUUGGAUAAUGGCACUUUUCGGCAUUUAUUUUGCUAUAACAAGCUACAAUUGAGCCCGCUAUGCAUACGAGACGUCCGAGUAGUGUACGAUGCUGCACAUCCAAUCAUCCAUGAUUAGAGCAGAAUUACGGCACUUCACUGGAUUUAUUAUGUCGGGCAGAGAUCGUGCAUGGAAGUGUCGUACGCGCAGAGGUUUUGUAUACAUAUUCAUUUGACAGGCAAUAGUAAUUAUAUUCAGGAUCUUUUAUUCACUUUUUGUACCAACAAUUUCCUGAUGAUCUCAUCAAUAAUGAAUGCUUACAUGGCAGUACAACUUGAUCUGCCCCCCUCA
This is a messenger RNA of Triticum aestivum (bread wheat), 5014 nucleotides long. RefSeq lists its product as uncharacterized. The transcript is spliced from 16 exons. The record is from RefSeq and is a predicted model, not a curated record. Gene Ontology annotation, cellular component: nucleus; plasma membrane. The coding region runs from base 675 to 4736 and encodes 1353 amino acids. Gene Ontology annotation, biological process: protein desumoylation; proteolysis. Gene Ontology annotation, molecular function: protein binding; deSUMOylase activity. Lineage: Eukaryota; Viridiplantae; Streptophyta; Magnoliopsida; Poales; Poaceae.